Molecule: messenger RNA, 1592 nt
Organism: Exophiala oligosperma
Lineage: Eukaryota; Fungi; Ascomycota; Eurotiomycetes; Chaetothyriales; Herpotrichiellaceae
Exons: 2
Coding region: 59-451 (130 amino acids)
Cellular component (GO): preribosome, large subunit precursor
Source: RefSeq, a predicted model, not a curated record
CUUCACUUUGUGUUAUAUCGAUUCAAGUUCUCUCCUCAAUCCUCAAUCUACCCUCACCAUGGCCAAAUCCGCCCGAGCCUCUGUCACAAAACGCAACCACCGCAAUCUACGUGCCAAAGUCUUCGGCCCUGCACACGAUGCCCGACUGGAAAGAUUAUCCGCCAAACUACAAGAACUGGCAGCCAAACCGAAGGUGAACGAGGAAAAAGCCAUGGAUGUUGACGAUACAACUGAACGGUUAGAGGGGGAAGAGCCCACAAACGACAGUGCAGAAGAAAUGGAAGUUGAUGCGGACGGUGCAAAGACAAAGUCUACCAAACCUCGGUCGAAGAAAAGCCAGUCAAACGGAAAAGUCCAAAAGAUGUCCAAGAGGAAACCAAGGAAUUUAAUGGUCUUUGCCUCUGAAAGAGCGAGGAAGGCCAAGAUGGUUUCUAAAGCGAAGAGACGGUGAAGCAGUCACGACUGUGGCAGUUAUUGGCGCAUAUACACCUGCUGCAAGCUCGAAUCCUUCUCAGCAUCCUCAACGGAGAAACGAUAAUGUUCAACUUCAUGGCUAUUAACAUCGUUUAAUUCGUUGCUCGCGCUCGACAUCUCCCAUCAUAGUAAUAACGACAUCUUCUCGUUGACGUACGACUGCAGGUACAUUCUGCCCCAAUAAUCGACCUGCGAUGGCCAAUCCACGACGAACAGCGCUUCUCACGGUUCCAGUUACUGCAAGACCUGCUUCCCAGUCUAUCGAACGAUGCCGCCCUGGGGGCGCCAUGGGUUAUCUGAACUAUCCGCCAGCGAUCCUUUUCAGAAUAUACUGGGAGCUUUUCGUCGAUUUUCAAGAAAUCCUCGUAUUCCUCUGCUCCACCAAUCCUUUAGUGGAGGACAUCAGACCCAAGAGAUUCCUUGGAGAUUUCAUGCAGCUCCCCCAAAAAAUGUCUGACCUGGUCACAUUUUGAUGAUGGACGCUACUUUGUCGAUAGCCCCGGUCGGUCUGCUCAAUUCCUCCGAGUUUGCAGACGAGUUUGGGAAGAAGGCAGAAGUGUACUGUAUGGCUACUUCUUAUGGGCAGUACGGUGGACCCCAUUCUAGUACGAGGACCCCUGCAUUCCAAGAUUCUUCAAGAGAAACUUGGACCCUUCGGGCCCGAUACAAAAUAGAAAUGUUCUUUUCCCAUGGUUUUGAUGAGUUCCCUUUCACAGGUCAUGUGUAUACAUUGGGAAAGCUUUUGAGAGUUGCUCACGAUGACGACAAUGGAGACUCCGAAGAAGCCCGAUGCAUGAACUAUUGCUUGUUGUCGACUGGAAAUACACCACGCUAGGUCGAGAGAACCCCUCUCUACCUGCUGCAACUGGUUCAAAGAGCAGCAAUACAGUACAGCCGGCUUGUCAACCAAAUCUGUGUAGCUCUAGACACCAGGCUGCGGGCAUGGUACUCAAUGCAAUGCUCAUCAUCGAGAUUAGCAGCAACGAGAAAUGGCGGACCAGGCUUAAUCACGUAUGAAGUUUCGAGCUGAACAGUUUUCUGCUUAUAGCAAGUAUGAAGGAGUAUGGGAAGGCGAGAUAUGCACUGUAAACAAGACUACAAAAAUAGAUUGACAAAAG